AUGGCGUCAAGUCAUUCCACAAGUACGUACGAAUCAAGUGACUACGAAAUGGAAGUGGUGCGUGAUUCCGAAGAAGAAGAAGAGUACGUACCAGAAGAGAAAAAGAGGAAGAAGAAGAAGAUAAUAGUGUGGAGCGAGAAGGACGAGAUCACUAUUUUGGAAGGGCUAAUCAAACUACAGAAAUCAUCUUCAUCCUUGGGGAAAAAAAACAACAUCAUCCAUUAUUAUUCAGUUAUCAAGGAUUCUCUUGUGGCUGAUGUAUCCAAAGAACAACUCACCGACAAAGUCAAACGUUUGAAGAGAAAGUAUAUGCAAAAUAAAAAAAAUAAACUGGCGGAUCCAAACUUAUCAAUUGAUUAUGAUUCGCAUAGCAAGAGGGUAUUCGAGCUGUCCAAGCAGAUAUGGGACGAAUGUGUAUUCGACCUUGAAUCUGGAGAGAAGAAGAGAAAGGAGGUGAUGGUUAAAAACAAAAUCGAUGAUACUGCUGAUGACGACGAUAACAAGAAGAAGAAGAAGAAGAAGCAGAAAAUCAUCAAGGAAAAUGAAAGCGAAAGUGGAAGUGGUAAUGCUUUUACCAAAUUAUUUCACGAAUACUGUGAGGAAAAAGGAUUAGAAGUGAAGUGGCUCGAAAAAGAGGAGAGAGACAGCUUGGGAAAUCUAUGGAAACAGGCGAGCCAAUUGGAAUGGGAGCAGGGGAUCUUAGAGAGUAAAUACAAAAAGUUGCGAUAUGACUUGGACGAAACCAUUUAUUCUCUCCUCAAAUGCUGCUACACCAAAUCUCCUGCUCUUUUUAUCACACAUGACAAUUAG
Messenger RNA from Ziziphus jujuba (common jujube), 810 nucleotides. RefSeq names its product transcription factor STKL2. Bases 1 to 810 code for a protein of 269 amino acids. Gene Ontology annotation, cellular component: nucleus. NCBI's taxonomy places the organism in Eukaryota, Viridiplantae, Streptophyta, Magnoliopsida, Rosales, Rhamnaceae. Gene Ontology annotation, biological process: regulation of DNA-templated transcription. The record is from RefSeq and is a predicted model, not a curated record. The transcript has a single exon.